Messenger RNA from Tetrahymena thermophila SB210, 2151 nucleotides. RefSeq names its product cysteinyl-tRNA synthetase protein. Gene Ontology annotation, cellular component: cytoplasm. The transcript has 7 exons. Gene Ontology annotation, molecular function: cysteine-tRNA ligase activity; ATP binding. Gene Ontology annotation, biological process: cysteinyl-tRNA aminoacylation. Lineage: Eukaryota; Ciliophora; Oligohymenophorea; Hymenostomatida; Tetrahymenidae. The record is from RefSeq and is a predicted model, not a curated record.
AUGAUUAAAUAGAUUACUAAUCUAACAAAAACAUUAAAAAAACGAUUUUUGCAAGUGCCAAAAUAUCCUUUUGGAAAUAGCUGCUGCAACAAGAAUUUAUAAAUAGCGAAUCUCUUCUCUACUAAUUAAAAAAUGACAACUGAGGUAAAAAAAGACCCCUAUCAAUUAUGGCAACUCCCUGUUAAAGAUGAAACCAAGUAUUUAACAGGUCUUAAAGUUAAAAACACCUUAAAUCCUUAGAAUUUAGUUGAAUUCGUCCCUCACAAAGGCAAAUAAGUUAGAUUCUACAACUGUGGCCCUACAGUUUAUGAUUCUUCACACAUUGGUCAUGCCAGAACUUACAUUUCUGCAGAUAUUAUCAAAAGAAUUAUGGUUAAGUACUUUGGCUAUGAUGUUUUCCACUGUAUGAAUAUUACUGACAUAGAUGACAAGAUCAUUAAAAAGUCAAAUGAAAGUGGUGAAGAAUUUACUGCCUUUGCCAGAAAAUGGGAAAUGGAUUACUGGUAAGACAUGGAAACAUUAAAUGUUGAUAAGCCUGAUGUCAUAGUCAGAGUUAGCGAAUAUGUACCAGAAAUUAUUUCUUACAUUGAAAAAAUUAUUGAAAAUGGCUACGCUUAUGUCGCUAAUGGCUCCGUUUACUUCAAUGUUGAUAAAUUCCACGAGUCUCCAACUCAUUGCUACUCUAAACUCGAACCUCAAAGUGUUAAUGAUGCUUAAAAGCUAGACGAAGGUGAAGGUGCUCUUGGCAAAAAAGAUGAAAAGGAAAAAAGAUCUCCUAGAGACUUUGCUUUGUGGAAAGCAAGCAAACCUGGUGAGCCCUUCUGGGAUAGUCCUUGGGGCUAAGGUCGUCCUGGAUGGCACAUUGAAUGUUCAACUAUGGCCUCCGAAAUUCUUGGAUAUCCAGUCGAUAUCCAUAUGGGAGGAGAAGACUUGAAAUUCCCUCACCACGAUAACGAAUUGGCUUAGAGUGAAGCCUUUUAUAAUAAAUAAGAUUGCUAAAAUCAAUGGGUUAACUACUUCAUGCAUACAGGCCAUUUGCACAUUGAUGGAUUAAAAAUGUCAAAGAGUUUAAAAAAUUUCAUUACCAUUAAGCAUUUAUCCAGCCAACACAGCUAGCGCGUUUUAAGACUUCUCUUUAUGAAAUAAACAUAUGACUCUACAAUGGAUUACACCACUGAUUCAAUACAUGAAGCUAAAACAAAAGAUAAAAAGUAUUCAGAAUUUUAUCUUACAAUGAACGCCAUACUUCUUUAAUCAGAAAUCAAUGUCCCAUAGAAGUGGGGUCCUAGAGAAUUUGAAUUAAGAGACUUGUUUGUUGAAAAGCAAGAUAACAUCCACAGGGCAUUCUAAAAAAAUUUCAAUGUCCCUGAAGCACUUAAAGAGCUUGACGAAAUCAUCACUGCUGUCAAUACUUACAUUAAGGAAAAGCCUAUCAUUCAUCUUCUCAUCAGAAGUAUUUUCAACUACGUUAAGCAUAUUUUCAAUUGCUUAGGUUUAAUUUAUGAAAAGCAACAAGCUUAAGCUAAGGAUGACACCUUCAUUCGCACUGUUGGAUUGAUUAGCAGUCUCAGAGAUGAGAUCAGAGGUGCAAACAAAGAUUUGCAAGUUAUCAACAAGGCAGCUAUUAAUGCUAAGUCUUCUCUUGGUGAAAUAACCUUAAAACUAGAACCAAAUGCUAGUGAAAGUGCUGUUUAGAUUGCCACAGACUACAUAACUUAAGUAUUAAAAUGUGUUGAAGAUAACUAACUUUAACAGAUUUAUAAGGCUUCAGAUGAAAUCAGAGAUGAAAAACUGAUUUAGAUUGGUAUCCGUAUUGAUGAUGGUAAACCUGGUGAGCCCAGUUUAUGGAAAAUCGAUGAUAAAGAAACUUUGCUAAAAGAGAAAGAAGAGAAAAUACUCAAAGAAAAAUAAAAAGAAGAAGAAAAGCGCAAAAAAGAAGAAGAAAAAUUGAAAGCUAUGAGUGUGAAUCCAGCAGAAAUGUUUAAAAAUGAUCCUAACUAUAGCAAGUACCAAUUUGAUGAAAGAGGUAUUCCUAGUCACGAUGAAAAGGGCACUCCUCUUAAAGAAAAAGCUAUUUAAUCUUUUGUUAAAAAAUACGAUGCACAAAAGAAGCUCUAUGAACAAUACCUUGAAAAAACAUCAAAAAAGUGA